This is a messenger RNA of Myotis myotis, 713 nucleotides long. RefSeq names its product interferon lambda-3-like. The transcript has a single exon. Gene Ontology annotation, biological process: innate immune response; positive regulation of immune response; defense response to virus. The record is from RefSeq and is a predicted model, not a curated record. Gene Ontology annotation, molecular function: cytokine activity. NCBI's taxonomy places the organism in Eukaryota, Metazoa, Chordata, Mammalia, Chiroptera, Vespertilionidae. The coding region runs from base 111 to 713 and encodes 200 amino acids.
AGGAGACUGAGAAGACACACCAAACAAGGCUGAGUGAGACCCAGGUGACAGCCUCUGAGUGGACACUUGGAUCCCCAUCUGCUGACAGAGACCAGAGACCAGAGGCCAGGAUGAAGCGGGACUUGGCUGUGUGUUGCACGCUGGUGCUGGUGCUGAUGCUGAUGGCCUCGGUGCUGACCAGGACAGGAGCAGCUCCUGCCCCUACGCCCGCCAGGACCCACCUGGGUGCAAGGGGCUGCCUCAUGGGCCAGUUCAAGUCUCUGUCGCCACAAGAGAUGAAGGCCUUCAAGAGGGUCAAGGACGCCCUGGAAGAGUCGCUCCUGCUUAAGAACUGGAGCUGCAGCUCCCGCCCCCUCCCCAGGACCCGGGACCUGAGGCAGCUGCAGGUGUGGGAGCGCCCUGUGGCCUUGGAGGCUGAGCUGGCCCUGACACUGAAGGUCCUGGGGACCUUGAAGAACUCGACCCUGGGGGACAUCCUGGACCAGCCCCUGCACACGCUGCACCACAUCCACUCCAAGCUUCAGGCCUGUGUCCCAGCUCAGGCCACAGCAGGCCCCAGGCUACGGGGCCCCCUCCGCCAAUGGCUGCAUCGCCUCCGGGAGGCCGGGAAGAAGGAAUCUCAGGGCUGCCUUGAAGCCUCUGUCACAUUGAACCUCUUCCGCCUCCUCACCCGUGACCUGAGAUGUGUGGCCGCUGGAGACCUGUGUGCCUGA